Molecule: messenger RNA, 180 nt
Organism: Cylicostephanus goldi
Lineage: Eukaryota; Metazoa; Nematoda; Chromadorea; Rhabditida; Strongylidae
Source: the annotation of a GenBank genome assembly
AUAGCUGCAGGCCGUACGCUGGCUGACGAGGCACUCUCGCAUCCAUCGUUGCUCGCCAUGCUUUACUUUCCUAAGGAUCAAACGAUGGCUGUGUACCUCCCCAUCAUGUUGCCCACUUUGAUUCCUCUUAUCGGUUCGAUCGUUGCGCUCUGUAAAUGGGCUCUUGGAUGGGCGUAUUAG